AUUCAGAGCACCCAUUAAAUUAAGCAAACCCGGGGAACUCCGAGAAGAAUAUGAAAGCCAGCUAAGGAAGCUGAGAGAAGAAAAACUGCAAGAAGAAAAAGCUUCUGAGGAUCUGAUGCACAAGUUCAUUUUAGAUGACGUGGAUGUAGGAAAAAGGAAAAUGGAAGAACAGCAGAAAAAAGAUGAAGCUUUAGUGCUUAAAGUGAACCAAGAGUGUUUUCCUGAGCGUCUCUCGGAUUCAGAGAAUGAAGAACCAUUCCAGGGCAAGCAAACGCAUCGGUCGGCUUUUGUUUCCAAAACCAGUGCCUACUCCUUUGCUUUCCUUACAGGGAACUUAACCGCCAAGGUGGAAAGGAGUCGGAGCUGCAACGACACCAUUCAGGAGAGAUCAAAGAGCAGGCAGAGAUCAGCCCCGGCCAACAAAACAAAGGUGCCACCCGUCACCAGCACGUCAACACCGCUGGUCGGAGUUUUGUCGUCUACUCAAAACAACCGCUGCCUCUCCGCCCCAGACCUGACGGCAGAGAAGCGCCUGGUUCUCAACCCCGUUUCAUCCCUCUCGGCCCUGCACAAGCCGGAGCGAUCCAUCAGCCCCGAGAGCAACGACAGCAUCUCGGAGGAGCUCAACCACUUCAAGCCUAUCGUCUGCUCCCCGUGUACUCCUCCAAAGAGGCUUCCUGAUGGCAGAGUCCUGAGCCCUCUCAUUAUCAAAUCCACACCGAGAAACCUGAACCGGAGCCUGCAGAAGCCGACCACCUACGAGGCCAGUCCUAGAAUACUAAAAAAAUGGGAGCAGAUAUUUCAGGAGCGCCAGAUCAAAAAGACUCUCUCUAAAGCAACCCUCACGUCCUUGGCUUCGGAGCCCGGGGAAGACGUUGUAGUUCCUGACAUCACCAACUCCAGCACGUGCACUAAAGAGCAGCCGCAAGUGCAGGAUGACCACCUCCCACCUGAGACAACAGGAGACCCUCGCCCCGAGCUGGAUUUCUUCCCUUCCAUCAGUGAAACGAAGCUGGGAAGAGGGAGUGAGAAAAACAGAGAUUCACAAGCCUUAACAACAGACGACAGUGAACCAGAUGCGAGAUCAAAUGUCACCUCCCUAAACACACGAGUGUCCGAAGUCCCUGACCUAAAAGUGAACGCAUUCAUGGACAAAUCCUGUCUUAGUCUCGGCCCAAAAAUGCUGAGCAGAAGACUCAUGGGUGUCAGCGCGUCGCUGCCUGACAACAGCACGCUAGGAGUCCCCGUCAAACCAUCGGGAAAAAAGCAGCUGAAAUACCUGAACAACAGCGAAUUGAUCAACGUGCAGAACAGCACCUGCAAUUCUGUUGAGAACAUCAUCGGGGAACAGCCCCCGUCGCUGAGACGGGGCCGGAAGAGACGCUGCAAAACAAAGCACUUGGAGCACAACGGCUCUGUCAAAAGACUGAGGCACGCGGCAGGGGAGGUGGGCUUGCCUCCGGAGGAUCGCUUGGUACGGGAGAUGGAGCAGAAGCUCCAGCAAGAGGAGGAGGACAGGAGGUUGGCCCUGCAUCUGCAGCGGAUUUUCGACAGCGAGAAUAGGACAGUGGAUAGACGGAAAGUCAGAGUCGACCGGUAUCUGCUGCGGUCAAAGAGCACUCUGGGUGCUAAGUAGCACUGGUGGACGAUGUUGCCUUUCUAGAGGACGAUGAGGUUUAUCAGAUUAUCUUAUAGGAAAACUAUUUUUUGUCAUACUUCCACCCACGGCAAUUGUUUUUUUCGUUUUGGUGGUAAGACAUUUGUAGGUCCAGUUCAGAGAGAAGCCAGAGUCCUUUCAGAUUAAGAAAAAAAAAAAAGAGAGAAUAAUCAAAAAAAAUCCUCCAGCCGUUCUGGUCCGUUGGUCCAAAGGAAGUGUCCGUCAUCCCUGUGAAUACACUGCAACACCUCUACACGAGUCGGUGACAUUUGGGGUCCCCAGCUAGGAGGGUUGUGUGAGCAGCACCUGGGGUAGGGGAUAAGGACCUCGGCCGUUCCUUGCCUUGUUGUUUCAGUACUCCAAGAGAAAUCAGAGCUCUCCUCGCGGAGAGGGAAGUAGGGUUUUUCUGUCCUGGAAACAGGCUUCUCCUCUCUGCCUGCCCCGUUUUCUCCUUUACGGUGCAGCCGGCUGGGGUGGUCAGACUGUUACUGAUGUCAGCGUGUUUGAAUGACCUGACUUGAGGGCUGUUGGGGAGGGAGGCUGAGCUGCAUUUCUGCUAGGAAACACCAAACAGAACCACCCGUAGUACGUAUAAAUGAAUAUAUCUCACUGUCUGCACUGGCAGUACAGAUCAUAGGUUAUACUUCAUUAAGUAGAAAGCCAAAUGCAGUGAAGACAGACAUAAAUUAAGGAUUUUUACUAAAAAGCCAUACAGGAACUCAUACAGUCGUGUUAGUGAGAGAGCAGAGAGCUCGGGGAGAGCAGCUGGGAGCAAAUGCAGCUUUUCUCUCGGUCCCUGCCUCUUCCGAGGGAAGAGAGUUUCAUGUUCUUCCCACAAACAUUGAAAUCUAGAAAGGGAAACGCCAGCCAGGUGAUUUUGGGAAGGAUGUUCUCCUUGCUGACACGUACCCUGCAGGAUCUUGCUCAGUUAAGAGAUCUCUCAGCACACCUAAGACCUGUCCUUACGCGUCCGAGAGCGGCCCGAGGAGGCAUCCCGAGGUAUCUGACGCAUCCCGGUGGGUUGGCGGCGGAGCUGGGACGGGAGCCCAGCCCUCCCGCGCUCAGGGUGAUGCAAGCCCGCCCUGCCCCUGCUCCGAGCUAGCCGUCUUCAGGUUCAAACCACUGAGGAAGCUCAGGUGAGCGACACACUAAAAAUUUCCACUUAAAAAGCAUGAAGUUGGGCACGACAGCCUGGACCAGAGCUAGCUCGGAGCCGGGGUUUUGGUGGAGCGCGUGUUGUCUACCCAGAUGUGGCCUUAGUGGCAGCCCGCCCUCCGGGCCCUUGGUGUUUCUAAUCCUCUUCUCCAUCAUCCAUUAACAGCACAAGAAUUUCAUCGAUUAUUUCCAGUAAUCAGGCUCAAAAAACAUCAGCUCGACUUGAUACUUGAAAGCUGCCUUGCAGAGUAUUCACUGGGGACCCUCGGUGCCUGCAGGGACCUUCGACUGGGGGGGGUUAACGAUCUUGCUGACCCGUGUGCCAGAGGACGAGCGGUAUUGUCAGGGUGUAACAGUCCUGGGGCAAACUUACCGUGACCCACGGCGUGAAGGGAGGCUGGCCAGUGCAUUCAAACAGAUGGGUCUGAUCUAAGAGAAUGGCCAUUGCCUGAUUUUCUCCAUCUAAAAAAAAGGUUGAUUUUCUCCCUCCCAUCUUAAAUGGUUAAAAAAAGAAAAACGGGAAUUGGUUUUCUUUUUCUCUCCCGGCAUACUUGCAUAACUGCAAGGACCCUGGCGCUUUUUUCCUAAUUGAACUGGAUUUUUUUUUUAAAAAAAGAAAUCUUAUAUUUUAAUGGAUAAAAUUUAUAUAUUUUAAAUACUAUAUUUCAACAGAUUGACACUUUCGUUUUGAGAAAUCUUAUAGCAAUGAUUCCGUAAUAUAUAUAUAUCUCUAUCUCUGUAUCUCCUUAACACACAAACUACUGGAUAUUUAAAGUCGUACCUAAGGCUGGCUAGACCUGGCCUGCCUGCUGCGGCUGUGGGCGAUGGCUUUCCCUGCCCUCUCCCGUGCCGCAGCCUCGAUAGGUGCUGAUUGAAGCAGGCACUUUUGACCCAAAUCAAAUCCUACCCAGCUGUGAAUUGGAAGGAAAUUCAGUAAUUAAGAGCCUUGACCAGACCUAGGAGAGCAGCGCAGAGAGAAGUAGCAGUGGCCUGGCUCUGCCCUGUGCCAUGAAAUAAGGCCGGAAGGGAAACCCACAGUUUUUACUCAGAAUUCAUGCCAUUUUUUCCCAAUAUUUGGAGCUAAAGCAUGCGCUUCUCAAGUGCUUCUAGAUUUCUAAUUAUUUUCACAGGCGCCCUUCUCCCUGCGCCUUCCCCACGGUUAAUUCCUUGAGCCCGAAUCACCCUUCCCUAAACAGUUUCCUGCUUUAUCGAGGCGCUCGUGUAGGUUUCACCCAGGCUUGGGCUGCUGCAUGCUCUCUGAGCAAGCCACCACCACAAAAAACUAGAUUUACAUGCUGAAUGUAUCCUCUCUUCCCCUCUCUUAAAAUCGAUUUCGCAGUCCAACGCACCAGGCCAGUGUCUUAAAUGUCUUCUUUUUAAAAGGUUACAUAAAUAUUUAGUUUUUUGUGUGUUAAUUUCCUCUUUCUAAAUCGGAGCUGGGCAGAAGUGCGGGAGGCAAUGCCCGAGCUGGAGCUUGGCCCCAGCCAGAAAAAAAAAAACAAAACAAAACAAAACAAAACAAAAACCUUAACGGGAACCUUCGCAUCCCUCCAGCUUCUCAAACCUCACCUUCACUGGGCCCCGGCUCCCUCAGCAUCACACACGGCCCGUUGCAUCCGCAUCGAAGGAGCCCUUGGGACGGGGCGUCGCGAUCGUCUCGUGGAAGGGCUGCGGUCGCGGUGAAGCAUCGGGGCAGGCUCCAUCUUUUCUCACCAGGUCGUGCGCCCGCAGGCUUUUAGUCUGGUGAAGCUGCCGGCUGCGUUUCUACCUUCGCUCCUCCAUCUCGUCGCUGAAGGACCGAGGAGAACGCCGGCCGUUUGCCAGCCGGCUUGCCUAGACCCUCUCGCCUUCUUCCUGAGCUAGCGAGAGCGCGACUGCCCUCGGCUGGAAUCCACCCGAGGCGGUGUCGGGUUCGAGACUUGAGGCGAUGCGAAGCUAGGAUGAAUGUUUUAUUAAUUUAACACUCUCUCGCCAGCGGAGCACCAGGGCGGUGAAAGACUACGGUCGUUUUGGGUCUCAGCUGAACCAACGUGGCUUCAUCUGACUGUUUUAAAAAAACGAUGGAAGUUACUGAAGGACUCUUGACUUGCAUGUGUAAAAUGUGUGGGUAAAAUGACAUGCAGGCGUCUGUCAUGUUGUGGCUUCUGUUAUUUGGAACAGAGUAAAUCCUGCUUGUGAAAAAAUUGUCACAAACCAGAAAAAUGCCAACUGUGUACAAAUAACAUGUACAUUUUAACAGCAACGAGGACUUUAACUGCAGGACAAAGGCCGAGGUUAAAACAGAAUAAAACCAGGUUCUGACAGUGAA
Molecule: messenger RNA, 5120 nt
Organism: Tyto alba (common barn owl)
Lineage: Eukaryota; Metazoa; Chordata; Aves; Strigiformes; Tytonidae
Gene: RNF169
Product: ring finger protein 169
Exons: 6
Coding region: 116-1636 (506 amino acids)
Biological process (GO): double-strand break repair
Cellular component (GO): nucleus; site of double-strand break
Molecular function (GO): ubiquitin-protein transferase activity; nucleosome binding
Source: RefSeq, a predicted model, not a curated record